ACUCAACUACUGAAUAAAAGAAUCCUAAUAAAGGAAUUUCUGUUAUUGUAGAAUGAGUCAAGAAUCUGCCCAUGGACAAGGCAACAACAAUGAACACGUCAGUGUUCAUACUGAAGCAUCUAGUUUCACCCCUCCCAUCCAAAAUGAACUUGUCAAUCAACAAAAUGUUGGGAAUAACCCGAACGCUGGUGGUCAACCCGACCUUGUGAUCCCAACUUUUCUGGCCAAUGUGUUACAACAAAUAGCCAACGCGCCGAUGUUUCAACCACCUCCACCACCGCCACCUNCAAUCGAUGGCAUCCGUUGAUAGAUCCAGGAAGCGAAAGUAUCCUGCUUGCGAACACUGUGGAAGGAACCACCCUGGAGAGUGUUGGUUGAAACAAGGGUUGUGCCUUGGCUGUGGAAAACCAGGACAUUUCAAAAAGGAGUGCCCUACAAACCCUGGAGAACCAUUUCCAUCUGCUCCUGUUGCUAGCCAGUCUGCAUCAGCACAACCCGCACCAAGUCAACGCUCAACAGCGGGGUCUAAGCCAGCCAAGAAUCAGAACCAACAACAAGGACGAGCUCCUGCUCGUACAUAUGCAAUGAAGGCACGAACUGAGGAAAACCCUGACGUCAUUCAGGGGUCGGAGGAAGAACUCACACGCUUCCUCACUCACUUCGCCAAGCGCCCGAUCUCUCCGCCUCGCGUGCUCCCGGAGUUGUUUCCCCAAGAUAAAGGGUACCACGACCUCGACAACCAACUCCAAGCGUCAAGUUUGUGGCCAUUCGUCUCCAAGAGCCGCUCGAGCUUCAAUCCCGCCUUCGUCCGGGCCUUCUACUCCAAUGUUCGCCGUGACGGGGACACCAUACGCAGCAGCAUCAAUCUCUACGACAUAGAGAUUGAUUUGCCUACCUUUGCUCGGGUCGCAGGGCUGCCCAUCCGCGGUGGUGACAUCGCGACAUAUGGUGGCGACGAUUGGAUCCUCAACAACGAGGCGGUCGUCAUUCGUGAGCUUGGGAUCACCAACUUGAUCCGCCACAGCGGCGCGCCGAUGAUUCACUCGGCCCCACCGGACAAGCGCCUCCUCCUCUACAUCAUCACCCAUAUUCUCCGCCCCCGGGACAGCAGCCAUACCUCGCUCUUCAACGAGGACUUGAAAGCGAUUCACGCCAUCAUCCACGGCGCCUCCUUCAAUUGGGCGAAAUUCGUGAUGAUCCACAUGGCGGAUUGCGCCUCCAUCGCCACUGAGCGGAGCUUGCCAUACGCCUUCCUCGUCAUGGACCUCAUCAUCUCCGCCGACAUCUCCAUCGCCGGCCCGGAUACGAAGAUGACGAAGAUUUGGAUCAUUCAAGACAACACCUUUCGGAAGAAGUCUGGAGACCGGGACGGCGCAGGCCCAAGUCGUGCACCAGCCCCCGCUCCCGCCAAGGCCUCUUUGCAAUUUAUAGCCGAUACUUUGAAUCGGCUAACCCUCACAGUGAAUGGCAUGGGGCAGUCAAUCGAGCGGAUGGACUGGACGUUGCAACGCCAACACCACGACAUGAUGGCAUACUUCCGUGGAGUGAACUACGUUCCGCCACCUUUUGACAGCACCAUUCUCGGCCAACACUUUAAAGGCGAGGAUGAGGACGACGACUCCUACGCUCCGUCCUCCUCCCCCGACGAGGCCGACUUUGAAAAUGCAGUCGACGGCGAUCCCAUGGACGUCGAGGACGACGAGGAUGACGGCGAAGACGCCGACGCCGACUCCUAGAAUCUUCUUUCUUUUAAUAUGAUUGUAUUUUUUUAAUUAUUCCCAUUCCGUUGUAUUCCGCAUUUCCCUUUCAAUGAAUAAAAAUUACUUUUAAAUCUUUUUGUUAAUGACAAAAGCGGGAAGAUAUAAAGGAUAGUAAAAACUAUAAUAAUACUACUUUGGGAGUAAUAAAUAUAUAGUAAAAUAUUUAUCUUAUAAAUAUUUGUUUAUAAUAUUUUGUGUAUAUUUCUAACACUUUAGAAAAAUAACUUUGAACACAAAAU
Molecule: messenger RNA, 1999 nt
Organism: Cuscuta campestris
Lineage: Eukaryota; Viridiplantae; Streptophyta; Magnoliopsida; Solanales; Convolvulaceae
Source: the annotation of a GenBank genome assembly